AUGGAGAAGGCCGCCGUUGACGAGCAAGGGCUCAUGAUCCCGUUGAUCGACCUGUCCAAGUUCCUGCACGGCGACACCACCCAGCGUCAAGAGACUGCAAAGGCAAUCCUGAGUGGCUUCCAGAACGCGGGCUUUAUCUACCUCAAGAACCUGCCAAUCUCGCCCGAGACGCGCAAGCAUGUCUUCGGCACCAGCGCCAAGUUCUUCGACGGGCUCAGUCAAGACGAGAAGUUGGCACUUGGAUGGACAACCCCCGAGGCGAACAGGGGCUACUCGGCCCCAGGGCGUGAGAAGCUCACCCUGCUCAGUGAGAGCAACGAUGUAGCCAAGUUGAAGGCGGACACAUCCGACAUCAAGGAGAGUUUCGAGAUCGGUCGCGAGGGCGACCCGGACCACCCAAACCGGUGGCCUGUGGAGAAGCCUGGCUCCGAGGUAGACGGGUUCAAGUCGACCAUGCUCGACUUCCAUGAGCAAUGCAAGUCCAUCCACGUCGAGGUCAUGCGUGCCAUCGCCGUCGGCAUGGGCCUGGAUGAGGACCACUUUGACAGCUUCGUCGAUGUCGGCGACAACACGCUGCGGCUGCUGCACUACCCAGCAGUCAAGAGCGAGGUGUUCAAGGUCAACCCAGGCCAGGUUCGCGCGGGCGCGCACUCAGACUAUGGCAGCAUUACACUGCUCUUCCAGGACGGCGCGGGCGGGCUGCAAGUGCAGAGCCCGAACGGGCGGUUCGUAGACGCGACGCCGAUCGAGAAUACCUGUGUCGUGAAUGCGGGCGAUCUUCUUGCGAGAUGGAGCAACGACACCAUCAAGAGCACCAUCCACCGGGUGGUAGAGCCGCCAAGGAAGACGGAUGAGCACCCGGCCCGUUACAGCAUCGCUUACUUCUGCAACCCCAACUUCAAAAGUCAUAUUGAGGCCAUCCCUGGCACGUUUGCGGCAGAGACGGACAAGAAGUAUGAGGGGAUCAACAGCGGCCAGACGCCGCGGCGCGCGGGCCUCGACUACUACGCCCUGCUGGGCAUCGAGCCCUCGGACGACACGAUCACGCGCGAGUCGGUGCAGCGCGCGUGGCGCAAGCGGUCGCUCAAGUACCACCCGGACAAGGCGAAGGGCGCGUUCGACAAGGACAAGUGGGAGGAGUUCGGGCUCGCGCGGGACAUACUUGCGUCGGAGGAGGCGCGGGCCGCGUACGACGGGGCGCGGAACGCGGCGCUGCAGAAGGCGCGGGAGAAGGACGCCAUGAACGCGCGGCAGAGGCGGUUCGUGGAGGAGCUCGAGGAGGCGGGGCGGAGCAAGAAGCAGCGGGAGGAGGGCGCCGCGAGGCGGGAGGAGGAGGAGCGCGAGAGGGCGGUCAAGACGGCCGAGGGCCGCAGGAUCGUCGAGGAGAGGCAGCGGCUCGUGCGGGAGGCCGAGGAGAGGGAGAGGCUGAAGAGGGCCAAGGACGACGAGGCGAUGGACGACCGGAUACGCGAGCUGCAGGACCGACUUGCGGAGAAGACAAGGCGGAGGGAGGAGAAGAGGGCGAGGAGGGAGGGGAGGAAGGGCGGUGCUGCCGUUGCUGAUGAGGAGGAGGCGAAGAAGGCCGAGGCUGCUCCCGAGCCUCGUCAUGCCGCUGAGCAGCAGCCGACACACGCCGCCGAGGGCAGGACCGCACCGAUACCCCGGAGAGACGUGCCCAAGUCGGACGACCCGGUCAAGUUCUGGGAGACGCAGUGGCCCAAGACGAGGGCGAGGCUGAAAGCGGCACAGGUUGUCAAGGAGCAGAGGAUGAAGGAGGCGGGCAUCGCGGCUUGA
Molecule: messenger RNA, 1794 nt
Organism: Diaporthe citri
Lineage: Eukaryota; Fungi; Ascomycota; Sordariomycetes; Diaporthales; Diaporthaceae
Exons: 4
Coding region: 1-1794 (597 amino acids)
Molecular function (GO): dioxygenase activity
Source: RefSeq, a predicted model, not a curated record